UUGAAUUAUCUUUCUUUACGACUUAGACUUCAAACCCGUUUAGAGUUACCAUACUUAAUUCGAGCACGUACUUCCUGUUUACCUGUGAGUGUGUUUCACGCAUCGGUCGAUUGUUCCAAUCAUUCAUUUUCUACUUAGAGAUAGCACACACUUCUUUUACCACACAUGAAGUACAUAAUAAAGACUACGCACCGUCCUAUUGUGUCUUUGGUUAAACUAUCUGCAAAAGUAAUGGCAGAAUAGUAAAAGAAGUGUUCCUAUCAAGAUGUCUGACGCAGAAGACCGGCUAAGUAGAAUAAGAACUCUAACAAAGAAAGGACGAGAGUUUUUCUACAGUAAACUAGAGUCUUACGUUAGGGAUGUCGAUAAGUCCUGGAAGGAGUUUGAAGACAUUUUAGUGAAUUUCGAUGAAUCUUCCACAGACAUUAAAUACCUCCGAAAAAUUGAGACAGAUCUAGAGAAGGCAAAAAAGCAUUAUGUCAUGGAUACAGAUGUACUGUUUUCCUUUUUUAAUCGUUCUCACACGGAAGAGAGUGAAGUGGAAAUGGAGAAACAUUUAGUGAAAAAUGAAAGAUGUCAUACAGUGAUGGAUAAUUUCAGGGAAAAGAUUAAAAAUCUACUUCUUGAUGCGGCUGAAAUACUUUCCGAAAGAUAUGAAACUAGAUCCGAAGCUACCAUUUCUAGCCGACACAGCAGUAUAAAAUCAGAAUUGAGGAAAAAACGCAUGCAAGCCAAAGCUCAACAGACACGACUCGCCUUUGCCGAAAAACAAACAGAACUACAAAAGGAAAAGAAUUUACUUGAAGCAAAAUUAGAUCUCCUUGAACAACAAAAGGAAGUAGCUACCUUGGAGGCGGAGAUCCGGGUGCUAGAAGAUAAUGAUUCGUCGCGUGGGCUAGAAUACUUUCCAUCGAGAUAUACAGAACUAAUGGCGUCUUCAAAAGAGAAAUUUACAGCUGACUUUGUGAAUGGACAAACACGUUUCAGUGAUAUUGAAAGUAAAGAAGAAAAGAAAAUUGACAUUCAUGAUAACAUCCUAUCACCACCUAGACGUGAACCGUUGAAUCCGUAUGCAUCCGAAUUCAGACCAUGUUCACACUCUGGAGUCGCCACAGACUUAACGCAAUUUCUUCUGAAGAAAGAUCUUCUUCUUUCCCGUUUUAGUUCCUUCAACGAUCGACCAGAAACAUACGAAACCUGGAAAGCUACCUUUAAAAACAUCACUAAAGAGCUGAAUGUGACGCCAUUUGAGGAAAUGGAUUUAUUGGUGAAAUGGUUGGGAUCCGAAUCACGAAAGUUUGCCAGCAGUAUGAGAGCUUCAAAUAUCAACAACCCAUUCACAGGAUUACGUCGCAUAUGGGAUCGUCUUGAAGAGAGAUAUGGCAGACCCGAAAUGAUAGAAACUGCCUUGAAGCAAAAACUGGAUAGUUUUCCCAAAAUUUCAUCCAAAGAGCCAAAGAAAUUGUACGAUCUCUUAGACAUUCUUACAGAAAUUGAGUCUGUCAAAGAAAAUCCGACAUAUGCGAUUCUUCUCUCAUAUUUCGACUCAUCGUCUGGAGUUAUUCCCAUCAUCAAUAAGCUCCCUCAUGGACUGCAAGAGAAAUGGGUUUCCCAAGCUGCCAGAUACAAGAAACAGUUUAAUGUUCCUUUUCCACCUUUUGGAUUCUUAGUCAACUUCAUCCGAGAGCUCAGCACGAUGAAAAAUGAUCCAGCUCUUCAAUAUGAAUGUUCAGAAUCAUCUUCUACAUCGAAAAAACGACAACAAGAAAGUAAAGGAACUACAGGAUCUCUUUCUGUUCAUAGCCGAAAAACGGAGUUAGCAGGGGAAGACGAAGAAAACAAAACUAACACUAAUUCAAGAUGUCCAAUACACAAAGCAGAUCAUACAUUGCAUGCAUGCAGAGCUUUCCGUGCGAAACCGCUCCAAGAACGAAAGGAUAUUCUUCGUGAGCAUGGAUUUUGUUACAAGUGCUGUAUGUCCAAGCACCUUUCUAGAAAUUGUAAGGCGACCAUUAAAUGUGAUAUAUGUGGAAAUAAGCGUCAUGCGACAGCGAUGCACCCCGAUCAAGGACCCAGCAAUGUGACAGCCAGCGUCAGCACAGUUGCAGAUGGCGGGGAGAGGAAAUUACCAACAAAAUCAACAGUGGAUAGUAAAUGUACUGAACUCUGUGAACAAACGCUCUGUGGACGCUCUUGUGCAAAAGUUGUUCCCGUACGAGUGUAUCCUUUAGGAAAUAAAGAUAGCGCUGUCCGGGUGUACGCCAUUAUAGACGAGCAGAGCAAUAGAACACUCGCCAGAUCAGAAUUCUUCAAUCUUUUCGACACACACAAUGAAACUCAAACGUACACUUUGUUCUCAUGCAGCGGACGUUCUAUCUGUAGUGGAAGAAGAGCAUGUGGUUUUGUUAUCGAAUCUAUUGAUGGCAGCUAUCAGAUAAACCUUCCAACUGUCAUAGAAUGCGAUGAUAUACCGAACAACAGACAGGACAUUCCAACACCAGAAGUGGCAAAUGCAUAUCCUCAUUUGUCAGAAAUUGCUAGUGAACUACACCCUCUUGAUAUCGACAUGGAAAUUCUUCUCUUAAUUGGACGUGAUCUUGGAGAUGCGCACCAUAUUAUUGAGCAAAGAAUAGGCCCAUCGCAGUCACCAUACGCGCAGAAACUUGGUCUUGGAUGGGUUGUCAUCGGAGAGGUGUGUCUAGGCAGAACUCACAGACCAGAGAUUGUUAUCGCAAACAAAGUAACAAUUUUACCAAACGGUAGAACUACUGUAUGUGAUCCGUGUACAAGUAACAUCGCUGUUAAGGAAAUACCAUGCAUUCCUGAAACAGAUCUUAUUGGAGACUCUGUAUUUCAUACAACUGAAUACGAUGACCAACCUGGACUAUCCAUAGAUGAUAGAUUGUUUUUGUCUAUGAUGGAUCGAGAACUCUAUCGAAAUGACAGUGGACAAUGGGUUGCACCGUUACCGUUCAAGGAACCAAGACGGAGACUCCCAGAUAACAGGCAACUAGCUGUUAAAAGAGCUCAUAUUUUGGACGUGAAUCUAAAGAGAAACCCAGAAAAAUGUCUGCAUGCCACCACAUUUAUCCAGCAGAUAAUUGAUUCUGGUCAUGCUGAACGUGCACCACCAGUCAAUGAAAGGGAGGAGUUCUGGUACUUACCUAUUUUCAGUGUGUACCAUUCCAAAAAGCCAAAUCAGAUCAGAAUGGUUUUUGACUCGUCCGCUCAGUUUAAUGGUGUUUCAUUGAACAAUGUCUUGCUCUCUGUACCCGAUCUCACAAAUAGCUUACUUGGAGUGUUGAUGCGAUUUAGAGUUGAAAAAAUAGGCAUCAUGGCGGACAUCCAGCAAAUGUUCCAUUGCUUCAAAGUAAAGGAAGACCAUAGGAACUACUUGCGAUUUCUGUGGUAUGAAGAUAACAACCCUCAAAAAGAGUUAGUGGACUAUAGGAUGUGCGUUCAUGUGUUUGGUAACAACCCCUCACCUGCUGUUGCCACAUAUGGCUUGCGAAGAACAGCACAAAAUGCGGAAACUACAUUUGGACAUGAUGUUCGUAGCUUUGUAGAGCAUAACUUCUACGUGGAUGAUGGCCUUGUCUCCCUACCAUCAGUCAAGCAAGCAGUGAGUUUGAUGAAGAGGACACAACAAGCCUUGAUUCAAGAAGGUGGACUACGAUUACACAAAAUUGUAUCAAACAACAGCGAUGUAAUGAACAGUUUCCCUUCAGAAGACCUUGCAAAAGAUCUAAUGUCUUUAGAUCUCACAACAGAUGUGCUCCCUAUCCAGCGAAGUUUGGGGAUGAGUUGGGAUUUAAAAUCCGAUUCGUUUACAUUCAGAAUCUCAGCUGAAGAAAAACCAUUUACACGUCGUGGGUUACUUUCAACCUUGAAUAGCUUCUACGAUCCUUUAGGAUUUUUAGAUCCUGUUCUUAUCAAAGGCAAGUUGCUUUUGAGAAAACUGAAUGCUGAAACAACAGAUUGGGACCAGGUUUUACCUAAAGAAUAUGAAAAACAAUGGACUGAUUGGAAAGAACAGAUGCAAAGCCUUGAGACUUUGUAUAUUCCUCGACAGUAUACUACUUUGCCGUUAACCUGUUCCAUCAGACAAGAAGUGCAUCUUUUUACUGAUGCUUCUGAGGAAGCGAUUGCUGCAGUUGCCUAUAUCAAAUUAACGGACGCCGAUGGCAACCAACAACAAGGUUUCUUACUUGGAAAGGCUAAAGUUGCUCCUAAGAGUGCUGUGACAAUACCACGCUUAGAAUUAUGUGCAGCAGUUCUUGGCAUUGAAAUCGCCAAUAUCAUAAAGAAACAAAUGAGUAUCCCAACAGAAGAAUUUCACUUCCAUACAGAUAGCAAAGUGGCACUCGGCUACAUCUGUAACAACACUAGACGGUUUUACACUUACGUAAGCAACAGAGUGGAAAAAAUUCGUAAAGCUUCUGUUCCAGAACAAUGGAAUUAUGUUCCAUCUGAAUAUAACCCAGCUGAUGAAGCAACCAGGUCAUCAUCAAACAGAAUUCUGACAGACACCACAUGGCUCAAAGGACCAACCCGCUGGUUUACCAAACGUUUAGAUCCAGAUGAUACGGAAUAUUCUGAACCAGAGAACCUUGGUCCAAAUUAUAAACUUGUGAAUUCAGAGUUGGAUAAAGAAAUUAGACCAGUGAUAUCAGUCAUCAAAUCAUGCGUAGAUCUGACAACUUUUGUAUCUGGAUUAAAACAUUACUCAACUUGGAAAGGCUUGGUUGGAGGAAUAGCUCAUCUGAAACACAUUGCCAGAAGCUGGAGUGGGCAACCGCCAUGUAAAGGCUGGCAUGCUUGUUCUAAAGCUAAAGAUAUACAUCUUCUACAGGAAGCUGAAAAAGUGAUCACCAGGGAAGUCCAGAAGGAAAGUUUUGCUGAAGAAAUUGAACAAUUGCAAACAGGACAACCAAUCAAAAAAGGGAGUACCAUAUUGAAACUCAAUCCUUUCAUCGAUUCGGAUGGUAUCUUGCGUGUUGGAGGCAGGCUCAACAAGGCUUCCCUUGAUGUUACAGCAAAGAAUCCAAUCAUCAUAUCGGGUAAACAUCACAUUGCAAAAUUGAUUAUACGACACUACCAUGACCUCAUGAAACAUCAAGGACGUCAUUACACAGAGGGGGCGGUACGAGCUGCAGGUUUUUGGAUAAUUGGUGGAAAGCGCCAAGUGUCAUCCAUCAUUUUUCACUGUGUGACCUGUAGAAAGCUGAGACGGUGUGUAGAGCAUCAGAUAAUGGCAGAUUUGCCAAAGGACCGUUUAACACCAGGUCCUCCAUUUUCAAGCGUUGGUGUUGACACAUUUGGACCAUGGCAAAUAGUCACCCGUCGCACCAGAGGAGGUCAAACCCAUGGAAAACGUUGGGCAAUUAUGUUUUCAUGCCUUACGUCUCGUGCUGUACACAUGGAAGUGAUCGAAGAUAUGACCUCAUCAUCAUUCAUCAACGCUUUAAGGAGGUUCAUUGCCAUCAGAGGACAUGUAAAGGAAUUUCGAUCCGAUCGAGGGACAAAUUUUAUCGGAUCAACAGAACACCUAGGGGUAGAUGUCAUCAACAUUGAAGAUGGACCUAUCAAGAGAUUUUUCCUCGAUCAAAGAUCAGUAUGGAUCUUCAAUCCACCACAUGCUUCGCACAUGGGCGGAGCAUGGGAACGCAUGAUAGGCCUGACACGACGCAUUCUGGAUACCAUGUUGAUGGACAAAGCAGUCAAGGCAUUAACCCAUGAAAUACUCACCACCUUUCUUGCAGAGGCUAGCGCAAUCAUCAACUCGCGACCACUGGUACUUACCUCAUCAGAUCCUGAAUACCCUCUGAUCCUUACACCCUAUACACUUCUUACCCUGAAAACAGACAAGGGAGGGGAACCUCUUGGACCUUUCAGUGAAAAAGAUGCAUACACGGCCCAGUGGAAAAGAGCUCAACAUUUAGCUGAUAUAUUUUGGCAACGUUGGAGAAAAGAAUAUCUCGUAACCCUACAAAAUCGGAAACGAUGGCCAACAAACCAGAGAAACAUAACUGUUGGUGAUGUUGUUCUUCUGAAAGAUGACGGUGUUCAUCGUUGCGACUGAAAAAUGGCUGUAGUUGAACGUACAUUUCCUAGCCAUUCAGACAAGAAAGUACGUACCGUGGAGUUACGUGUGAUUCGAGAUGGACAAGCUGUGUAUUAUACUCGUCCUGUUACAGAACUGGUUCUUUUGUUACCCGUGUGAACAUCAUGACAUUUUGAUUUGCAUAUGUAUUUCCUUUGAAUUAUUGAAAUUCUUUACAAGAGACAUAUAGUGAUAUCUCCCGAUAUCAGACGGGGAGUGUGAAGAGUUAUCGUUAUUUGUUAAAAUAUUUCCUCUUUUUUAUAUUGAAUUAUCUUUCUUUACGACUUAGACUUCAAACCCGUUUAGAGUUACCAUACUUAAUUCGAGCACGUACUUCCUGUUUACCUGUGAGUGUGUUUCACGCAUCGGUCGAUUGUUCCAAUCAUUCAUUUUCUACUUAGAGAUAGCACACACUGUAAGUAGUCUUUUGCAGUUCAUUAUCAUGAUUCUCUUAGCCUUUGAAUACAUAUUUACUUUAUUUUGGUUUGUUAGCUAUUCUUGUAUAUUAUAUUUAGAAGUGGCAUACAUCUGAAUAUUUUCUAUGGAACGCCGUUAGUGUCAUAUGCAUCUUUCACAUAAAUGUACGCACUUAACAAAUUUUUCUACGGAAACAAGUUUGUGAUAAAAUUAAAUCCAAAUUUUGACUAUUUUCUUUUUGUAACAUUUCUUAAGUUUAUUUUUGAUUAUUUAUUUAUUCAUUUGUAAUUUAACAGUAUGUUUAUUACUCCUUUUGCUUGUUUCAGUCUUUUACCACACAUGAAGUACAUAAUAAAGACUACGCACCGU
Ostrea edulis (European flat oyster) is the source of this 6889-nucleotide messenger RNA. RefSeq lists its product as uncharacterized. Gene Ontology annotation, molecular function: nucleic acid binding. NCBI's taxonomy places the organism in Eukaryota, Metazoa, Mollusca, Bivalvia, Ostreida, Ostreidae. The coding region runs from base 266 to 6082 and encodes 1938 amino acids. The transcript is spliced from 2 exons. The record is from RefSeq and is a predicted model, not a curated record.